Messenger RNA from Miscanthus lutarioriparius, 831 nucleotides. The record is from the annotation of a GenBank genome assembly. NCBI's taxonomy places the organism in Eukaryota, Viridiplantae, Streptophyta, Magnoliopsida, Poales, Poaceae.
AUGUCCUCUAGUGAUCAAAAUCCAGCCGCCACACCCGCGUCGGGCGGCCCCGCCGAGCCGGCUCCGCCGGGCAGGCCAACAACGGUGUCCUCGCAGGUCCUCGACGUGGGCGCGCAGCUGGUGCAGGCGCUGAAGCCGGUGCGGCAGAUGAAGCAGCACGCGUGCAGCUUCGCGCUGUACGCCUACGACUUGCACCGCCAGAUGGAGGUCCACCACUUCGUCUCCCGGCUCAACCAGGACGUCCUCCAGUGCGCCGUCUACGACUCCGACAAGCCCUCGGCCCGCCUCAUCGGUACGCGCCGACGCCGUCUCUUCUCCGCCGCGCCUGCACGCCGCGCCGUUACAAAGAUUACAGUUGUGAUGAUGGCAGGCGUGGAGUACAUCGUCUCGGACACCAUCUUCGAGGGCCUGCCGCCCGACGAGCAGAGGCUGUGGCACUCGCACGCGUACGAGGUGAAGGCCGGGCUGUGGACCGACGUCGGCGUGCCGGAGUCCCUGCAGAGCUCGGAGAUGGCGAGCCUCGCGAAGACGUACAGCAAGUUCUGGUGCACCUGGCAGGUGGACCGCGGCGACGCGCUGCCCCUCGGCGCGCCGGCGCUCAUGGUGUCGCCGCAUGCCGCCGAGCCCGGCCGCGCGCGCGGCGAGCUGGUGCGCGGCCGUGACGAGAGGUACAGGAUCGACAGCUCGGCGGGGGGGCUCAAGGCGGCCAGGGUGGAGAUGGACGAGCCGGAGUGGAUCAACCCGAACGCCGACUAUUGGCGGUUGCACCGCAAGGGGUUCGCGGUAGACGUCGUCCAGGCCGAGAUGAAGCGCCACGCGCCCUUCCCGUGA